UUUUUCUUUUUUCCCGCGGCUCUCCGCGGCGCGGGCAAUUUGUAGGUAAUGGCGGGUGCUUGGUUUCCGGGUUGUUGCAAAGGAUGCUCCUCUGCUAGCUGUGCAUGUGGCGACAAAGGCAAGUGGAGCGACUCCUCGCUGUUAGGCAAGCGGCUCUCCGAAGACUCGGGCCGCCACCAGCUGCUGCAGAAGUGGGCGAGCAUGUGGAGCUCCGUGAGCGGGGACGCGUCGGUGGCCUGCACGGAAAGGACGCAGCGCGAGGAGGCUGCGGAGCCGGCCGAGGAGGAGGACAGGCCGCUGGUGUUUCUGUGCUCCCGCUGCCGGCGGCCUCUGGGCGAUUCUCUGAGCUGGGUGACGAGCCAGGAGGACACCAACUGCAUCCUGCUGCGCUCUGUUUCCUGUAACGUUUCUGUGGAUAAGGAACAGAUACUGUCCAAACGUCAAAAUGAAAAUGGUUGCAUUCUGGAGCCUUUGUACUGCGCGGGGUGUUCGCUCAGCCUUGGCUACGUUUACAGAUGCACACCCGAGGAUCUAGACUACAAGAGGGACUUGUUUUGCCUCAGUGUUGAAGCCAUUGAAAGUUAUGUUUUAGGGUCCUCUGAAAAGCAAAUUGUGUCAGAAGAUAAAGAGCUUUUUAAUCUUGAAAGCAGAGUUGAAAUAGAAAAAUCUCUAAAGCAGAUGGAGGAUGUUUUGAAAGCAUUACAAACAAAGCUGUGGGAGGCUGAAUCAAAAUUGUCCUUUACCAGUUGCAAAAGCUGAAAUCGGUUCCAAGUCCCCCUUCUGGAGUCUUCCACUGGUGGACAGUUGUUUCACACGUAGCGUUUCUUGUUAUAAUUUACUUCACUUCGAAUGGAAAGAAUUCUGAAUGGGCAUGUACAUUGUAUUCUCUUGUACUGGUCAAAUGAGAAGAAUCGUAAAUUACUUUCCCGGCUGUACCUGAUGGUAGAAGGAGGAUUGUUUCCCAAAUUCCAGUUUUAAAGUCGUGAUACUUGCUGGAAGUGGCAUUUAGGGGUUUUUGUCUGGAUAACAAACUGCUGUGAUUUUCUAGACUGUUUUCUCUGUACCAAAUUCAUUAUUCUUUAUUUCCUAUUUCUUUAAACUUUAUUUCAUCUUUAAUACUUUGAACAAUAUUUAAUAUUGAGUGGUAAGAAAAUCUUAGAGGUUUUUCUACCCACUAUGUGGUUGACUCUUCUCUGAAACGAAUGCGUACAGCUCUGUGGAGAAACUGAUCAGCUGAGUCACUUGUCAGGACUGUUUGAAACCUUGCACAGGAGCAGAACAGCAUGUAUUCUAGUAGUCGCAGAAUUCCACUUACCCUGUUAAUUUGCUACUGUAUGCCCCCCAAAUCUGGCAGAAUAUUUACCAAAGUGGUAGUCAUUUCUGAGGGUGGGAUUCUGGGGAUAUUUUCAGCUUUCCAGUUUUCUAUAAUGUAGGACUUAGAGUAAGCGCAUGUUAUUUUUAUAAUCAGGGAGAAAAUAAAGAUUAAAGCAAAAUGUU
Camelus dromedarius (Arabian camel) is the source of this 1497-nucleotide messenger RNA. It is a transcript of the gene MIS18A, whose product is annotated as MIS18 kinetochore protein A. The coding region runs from base 49 to 759 and encodes 236 amino acids. Lineage: Eukaryota; Metazoa; Chordata; Mammalia; Artiodactyla; Camelidae. The transcript has 5 exons. Gene Ontology annotation, biological process: CENP-A containing chromatin assembly; chromosome segregation. The record is from RefSeq and is a predicted model, not a curated record. Gene Ontology annotation, cellular component: chromosome, centromeric region; nucleus; chromatin.